CCUUGAAAGAACUAUGGAUGACGUGAUGCGACAUGGGUGUGACGGUGCCCAUUAUUGACUGGCCGGCAAUCGUGAAGGAAGGAUCUGAUUCUACUUACCAAAAACAAUCUAUCAAAUUUCCUUGAACAUACUCAUUAUCGUUUUUCGCAAGAGUAAAAAUGUCACAACAACAAUAUUAUCCGUUUAAAUGUACUCCUACCGUGUAUCCUGCGGAACCGUUCGACGCAAAUGCAGAUGCUUCGCUAUUGCGUAAAGCAAUGAAAGGUUUCGGCACGGAUGAAAAAACCAUUAUCGAUGUACUCACGAAGAGAGGAAUCGUUCAGCGACUAGAAGUUGCAGAAGCGUAUAAAACAUUAUACGGAAAGGAUCUAGUUAGCGAUCUGAAGAGCGAACUUACAGGGAAAUUGGAAGAUGUUAUAAUUGCUCUUAUGACACCGUUACCUCAUUAUUAUGCUAAGGAAUUGCACGACGCAGUCAGUGGACUGGGGACUGACGAGGAAGCAAUUGUAGAAAUUUUGUGUACCUUAAGUAAUUAUGGUAUACGUACGAUCGCAGCAUUUUAUGAAAACUUAUAUGGAAAAACUCUGGAAAGCGACUUAAAAGGAGACACAUCAGGACAUUUUAAGAGAUUACUGGUUUCGCUUGUUCAAGCGAACAGAGAUGAGAAUCAAAGUAUAGAUCAUGCUGAAGCUACAACAGACGCACAAGCUCUCUACGAUGCUGGUGAAAAACAGUGGGGCACGAAUGAAUCUCAGUUUAAUGCUAUUUUAAUAACGCGUAGUUAUCAACAGUUAAGGCAGACUUUUAUCGAAUAUGAAAAAAUAUCUGGACACGACAUUGAAGUUGCUAUUAAGAAAGAAUUUUCUGGAAAUCUCGAAAAAGGUCUCCUUGGGAUAGUGAAGUGUGUGAAAUCAAAAGUUGGUUUCUUUGCUGAACGUUUAUACGAUAGUAUGCAUGGUAUAGGAACAAAGGACAGAACGUUAAUACGUAUUAUCGUGUCUCGAAGUGAAAUCGAUUUAGGUGAUAUUAAAAAAGCUUUCGAAGAACGAUACGGGAAAUCGCUGGAAAGCUGGAUUGCUGGUGAUACGUCCGGAGAUUAUAAGAGAGCUCUCCUUUCGCUCGUUUCUACAUAAUUGGAAUGGAAUAUUCUAACAGGAAUUAUAAAGUUUGAAUAAUUUUUGUUGCAUGGUCGUAUUUAGUACAAAUUAUGGAAAACAUGCUUGUUCCACGUGCUUACAAGUGAAUUAAUUGAAUAUAUGGGUAUAAAGGAUUCUGCGGUUUAGUAUAUGUAUAUUUUACAUGAUUUUUGAAUCUCUACAGCACUGCAACUAUGUUAUAAUUUGCAUUUUAUAUUACG
This is a messenger RNA of Colletes gigas, 1357 nucleotides long. RefSeq names its product annexin B9. Gene Ontology annotation, molecular function: calcium-dependent phospholipid binding; calcium ion binding. Gene Ontology annotation, cellular component: cytoplasm. The record is from RefSeq and is a predicted model, not a curated record. The transcript is spliced from 7 exons. Bases 159 to 1133 code for a protein of 324 amino acids. NCBI's taxonomy places the organism in Eukaryota, Metazoa, Arthropoda, Insecta, Hymenoptera, Colletidae.